This is a messenger RNA of Suillus subaureus, 363 nucleotides long. Its product is annotated as CHAT domain-containing protein. The annotation marks the transcript as partial. The record is from RefSeq and is a predicted model, not a curated record. NCBI's taxonomy places the organism in Eukaryota, Fungi, Basidiomycota, Agaricomycetes, Boletales, Suillaceae. The transcript has a single exon.
AACACUUUGCAGCGCAACACCUGGGUACACCUUGCUUGUCAUGGCAAACAGGACCACGAGCAACCUUACAAUGCAUGUUUCACCAUGAGGGACAAACCUCUCACACUGCUUGACAUCAUGGAGAACAAUUCUCCGCAAGCUGAAUUCGUGUUCUUUUCAGCAUGUCACACCGCCGUCGGUGAUGAGGAGACACCUGACGAAGCCAUCCACCUCGCAGCUGGACUUCAGUUUUCUGGUUUCAAGAGUGUCAUUGGCACGCCGUGGGCUGUCAAUGACGCUCUCGUAAAAUACGUUGUUGAAGCUUUCUACGAGAGGAUUUGGAGGAUGGUGGUGUCAUGGACUGUACGAAAAGUCUUUAAGUAG